Molecule: messenger RNA, 1502 nt
Organism: Sturnus vulgaris (Common starling)
Lineage: Eukaryota; Metazoa; Chordata; Aves; Passeriformes; Sturnidae
Product: somatomedin-B and thrombospondin type-1 domain-containing protein-like
Source: RefSeq, a predicted model, not a curated record
AUGCGGGGCCUGCUGCUCUGGGCGGGCUGGCUGCUGGCCACCGGCUGCCUGGUGGGUGCCACGGGCAGCUGCCGACAGCGGUGCUGCCCCGGCAGGAACAACGCCUGCUGGACCCCCGGUGCCCGCCGGGCUCGCUGCUACUGCGACUCGUACUGCCAGAGGACGGGAGACUGCUGCCGGGACUACCUGGCCACGUGCCGCCGUGCCGAGGUGGGCUGUGCUGUGGGGCCCUGGGGACCGUGGAGCGGGUGCAGCUCCCGGUGCGGGGUUGGCAGCAGAGCCCGCAGCCGCCAGGUCACUGUCCCCCCCCGGCACGGAGGGGAUCCCUGUCCUGACCUCAAGCAGCGCCGCGGGUGCCUGGGGCAGCACCCGACCUGCGGGACGGCCAAAGAGGUAGCCAAGAUACUCCCCAACUCCUUCAGCCAGGACUUCAGAGAUCCCUGGCGAAGAGCUGGGCUGCCACUGACGGAGGAGCCCUCUGGCUCCCCCUUCCCCAGCUACUGCGGCUAUUUCCGCCUGACUCAGGUGGGAGCCCCGUGCCUCGGGCAAGCCUGGAGCCGCCGGCUGCACCGGGACAAGCGGGUGUGUGUGGAAUGCUGGGGGAAUCUGUCCCACCGCCGUCCCCACUGCAAUGGGCACGGGCUGCAAGGAGCCAGGACAUUUUGGGUGGCCGCUUCUGUGGUGGGAUGCCAGGGCUCAUGGGUACAGGAGGGCCUGCAGGAGGGCUGUGUCUGCUCCCCACCAGCUCUCAUCUUCGUGUAGGGUUCCCCCUGAGAAGGUGAGCUGAGCCUCCACUCCUUGCUGGGAAGGUGGGGAAUGAAAUAAAAAUGUGGUCUCUUUCAUAAUUUCACCCUCCUGCAGGUUUGGUGCUCACCCUUGCUGCCCUCUGUUUUUCCAUUAAAUAUUUUCCUGAAGAAUGGAAAAACCUUUCUUAUAAAGACUAAAAAUAAGGAAAUUGCUAAAGUGUGGUGAUUAAUGGUAGAAGAACAGCAUGAUGAGGUAAAGUCUGGGUGAGAGGAUGAUGUGGUGGUGACAUGGUGUGAUGAUGUCACGCCCAGCCAUGACAUUGUAUUUUCAACGAGCUGCACCUGGCAAGCAACGUGAGGAAGGAGGCAGCAUCCUUCCUCUUGUCUGAGCUCACCCACUGCAGUACCAGAUAAGCCACGCAGGGCAGUUCAGCCCUGCUGGGCUUUGCAGAGAGAAAUUAAACAGACACCCCAAGUCUGCACAUGGGCGAUGGUGCUGAUGUCCAGUUCCAGCCAUAGGGCUCGGCAGCCCCCACUGGAAGGAAUGAGGCUGGGCUGGGUGGUGCUGCUGCCCUUCCCCACUCCUCGUCCAGCACCACACGACCUUGCUGCUGGAUUCCCUGCUCCAGCUUUGGGUGGUACCACAGCCUGUGGUGGGAGCACGUGCCAUGCCAGGGCUGGAUCUUGCUCCACAGCAGCCAGUGGCUGUUGCCUGUUUGCUGCCCCAGGACACAUCUGGCUCCUGCAGCUCACUCU